AUGAGAGUCAACAGAGAAGAUUCAGUGAAUGAAGCUAAAGCCUUUGGUUGUCAACAAGCAUGUGAAGAGGUAUGGAAGAGACGGAAAGGGAAGUUCGAGAAAUCGAAUGAAGACGAAGACCCCGAGCCUAAACCGAAGAAGGCAAAGGCAAAAGAAGUGAAAAGCAAGGCUCUGCGUGUCAUCCAUGGAACCUGCAAGGCAAGGCAACAGCAAUCACAUCUAGGGUUGGGAAAACCGACAUCUGGAGCGUCGCAUCACAUUAUGCCUCACAGAGAGUCUUUCUCUUCGUUUGAGCCAGCCGCUGGAGGAGUCUCGCAAGCUGAUGUCAGCAUCCUGUAUGUAGAAGGUGCUGGUAAGGCCCCCCACGAGGCCCUGAGCGGCCCGCUGGUGCGCGUGGAGCAGGGCCUGCUGCUGGGCGCGCACCGCCUCACGCUGCAGGACGCCAUCCCGUACUUCAGCUUCCAGGGAAUCCCGUACGCCCGGCCGCCGAUCGGUGACCUACGCUUUAAGGCGCCGCUGCCGCCAGCGAGCUGGCCCGAUGUGCGUCCCGCGCUAGAGGAGGGCCACAUGUGCUGCCAGCCUCACACCGACAUCUACUGGCUGCCACGCGACGUCGUGAUGAUGGAGGUGCCGUCACUGCGCCGCGUUUGGAACAUCGUGUCCUCGCUGCCGCGACUGUGGCAGCAGAUCCGACGCUUCUGGGCGCAGCAGGAGGACUGCCUGUUCCUCAACGUGUACACCAAGCAGAUCCACGUGGCGGGCAACGACUCCAAAGACGACGACGACGUGCCGAAGGCCAAGCUGAGCCCCGUGGUCGUGUUCCUCCAUGGCGGCGCCUUCUACACCGGCACGGCCAACAGCCACAUCUACGGACCGGACUUUCUGCUCCGCGAGGACGUGGUGCUCGUCACCGUUCAGUACCGCCUGGGCGCCCUCGGCUUCCUGGCGGCGGGCUCGCGGGACGCCCCGGGCAACGCGGGGCUCAAGGACCAGGCGCUGGCCCUGCGAUGGGUGCAGCGCAACAUCCGGCGGUUCGGCGGCGACCCCAACUCGGUGACGCUGCUGGGCCACAGCGCGGGCGGCGCGUCCGCGCACUACCACACCAUGUCCCCGGGGUCGCGGGGGCUGUUUCAUCGCGCCGUGCAGCUCAGCGGCUGCGCGCUCAACGCCUGGGCCUUCGCCACGCCCUCCGAGGCCAGCGCCAGGGCCGGGCGCCUCGGCAGCCUGCUGGGCUGUGGCGCGCCGUGCGCCUCGCCCGACGGCCUCGUCGCCUUCCUGCGCACCAAGACGCCGCGCGAGCUCAUCGACGCCUCCUACCACGUGUUCGAGAAGCAGGAGGGUGCGGCUGGACUCAUUGCUCCCUUCGUUCCAACCGUGGAAGAGGCAACGGGCGCCCCCAAUGAUACAGCGUUCCUCAGAGUGAGCCCCGCCGAGGCGAUGGCGGGCCACAGCGCGGACUACUGGCCCGUGCCUACACUGGCGGGGCAGAACGACGCGGAAGGCAUGAUCGUGCUGCUACCGGACAUCAUUACGAAUGACAUGACGCCGUCGGCCCGGAACUUGGCGCUCCUGGAGGAGGACUUCGAGCGCGUGGUUCCGGUGGAGCUCGGCCUGGCGCGCGGCUCGGCUCAGUCCCGGCUCGUGGCGGACAUGAUGCGGAAGCACUACUUCCAGGGCAAGGCCGUCUCCAAGGCGACUAUCAUCAACUUCGUCCGGAUGUACAAUGACCUCCUCGUCUGCAUCGGAGUGGGCCGCUACAUGCGUGCCCUGACUCGCGUGUCGGCACAACCGGCCUUCUUCUACCUCUUUACAUUCGACGGCAAGCUGUCCGUUGUCAAGAAGCUCGUUCGAUCAGAACUGCCAGGUGUCUCUCACGGCGAUGAGCUGGGCUACCUGUUCCCCGUGGAAAUGUUGUCCGCCGAGGACAUCCGACCCGGCGAUGUCGACCUGCUGGUCAGGGACCGGUGGACGCGCAUGGUGGCCAACUUCGCGAAGUUCGGGUAA
This is a messenger RNA of Thrips palmi, 2004 nucleotides long. RefSeq names its product esterase B1-like. The coding region runs from base 1 to 2004 and encodes 667 amino acids. The record is from RefSeq and is a predicted model, not a curated record. Lineage: Eukaryota; Metazoa; Arthropoda; Insecta; Thysanoptera; Thripidae. Gene Ontology annotation, molecular function: cholinesterase activity. The transcript has 12 exons.